CUAGGGCAUAUGGCGGCCAAGCUCGCGCUUCUCGACGACGGCAGCGAUGGCGAGGCUGAGCCGACGCUGCGGAUAAACGAGGAGUACGCGAAGAGGUUGGAGCACAACAAGCGGCGGGAGGAUCUCCAGCGGCUGCAAGAGCUUCGAAAGCGCGGGCUUGUGGACACGGAUUCGUCGUCCGAGGAGGACGAGGAUGAAGACGAGGAUGGAGUGCUGCCGGAGAAGACCGAGGUACGAAUUUUAGAGACGCUAGCCAGGAUCAAGAAGAAGGAUCCCAGCAUUUACAAGCCAGAGGUGAAGUUUUUCGAAGACGAUGGUGAUGAAGACGAAGACGUCGAGGAAGAGAAGGCUUUGAAGGAGAGGAAGAAACCAGUGUAUCUGAAAGAUGUUGUGGCCAAGCAGGCUCUGGAAAAUCCUGAGGGCGACGAGGACGAGGAGGAUGGAAAUCCUCCCAUCAAGACCUAUGCUCAAGAACAGCAGGAGCUUAAAGAUGCGCUUCGCAAGAGUUUUGCUGCGGCGGUCGAGGACGACGAUGAUGAGGAAGGGCUCUUCACGGUCAGGAAGAAGAGCAAAGAGGAGCUGAGGCGAGAGGAAGAACAGGCCGAGAAACUGAGGAAGGAAGCUCCUGUUUCUCAGAAGUUGGAAGAGUACUUUGGGAAGGACGAUGAUCUCGACGAGAAGGAUAGGUUUCUCAAGAACUAUCUCCAGAACCAGGGAUGGAUCGACAAGAACAAAGACAAGCUACCGUCUUACGAGGAUGUGAUUGGGGAAGUGAGUGAGGAGGAAGAGGAGCUCGACGAUCAGGACCGGUAUGAGUCUCUACUUAACUUUCGUUUCGAGGAGGGUGGCGAUUCCCAGGUACUUGGACACUCGAGAGUGGUGGAGGACUCGGUGAGAAAGAUAUCCGAGAAGAGGAAGGAGCGGAGGCGGAAGAAGCAGGAAAGGCUCGCACAGGCAGAGUUGGCGAGGCAGGAAGAGGUGAAGAGGCUCAAAAACGUGAAGAAGAAAGAGAUGAUGGAGAAGCUGUCGAAGAUCCAAACUGUUGCUGGGAUCCAGGCAGGGCCUGGUAAGAUCGAUGAGGGUGAUCUAGAGGAGGACUUCGAUCCCGACGAGCACGAUAGGAAAAUGCAGCAGCUUUUCGGCGAGGACUACUACAACGAUGAGGAUCCAGACUUCCACUCUGGUGAUGGAGAAGCAGCAGGCAUGGAUGGCAUGGAUUUUGAUGAGGGGAUAGAGAAGAGUGAAGACGAAGGACUCGUAAGCCUGGACUACGAAGACAAGAUUUCGGACAUGCCAACGCGGUUUAAGUACGCUCAAGUGAGGCCGAACAGGUUUGGCUUGUCGACGGCACAGAUAUUGGAUGCGGACGAGAAGGAGCUCAAUCAGUACGUGUCGGUGAAGGCAAUGGCACCAUACAGGACGGAGGAAUGGAUUCCUCGUGGCAAGUAUCACCGUUUGGCAAAGAAGGCGAAAAAGGAGAAGCAAGCUGCCGAUGAAGGGACUGGUGGCGAUACUGGUGGCGAUACUCCUGUUUCUCAGCAACACACGAAGAAAAAGAAGAAGAAGCAGCAACAGCAGCAGAAAGAACCGGAAGCUCAGGCAGAAGAAGCGGCAGUAGUAGAAGCAAAAAUAGCAAAGAAGGAGAAGAGAAAAGUUGACGAGCAGGCACUGUCGCUACCAAGGGAGAUCAAAUGCCAGAAGACAAAGGAGAAGCUUGAUGAAACGGAAGUUCCUGGCGAAGAACAGGCACUGCGAGAGGCAGAGAAGAAGGCGAAGAAGGAGAAGCAGCACAAGAAAGUGGAAGGUCUCCAUGACAAGGCUGAAGAACACCAGCCACCACGGAAGAAAACGAAGAACGAGGGAGUGGAAGUCGAUGCCACUCCAGGAGCCAGCGCUGCCGCGGAGGGAGAGAGUGGUCCCGGAAAGAAAAAACGGAGGAGGAAGAAGCAGGGACUUAACAUGUCCCAGAGCAGGCUUCUAUCGUAUGGGAAGAUCGAUCUGCCCAAGAAAAAGCGCAAGUGAUGAAGUCGCCGGUUCUGUUGCACUAAAAUCUGUUCCUCGUUCUCCUUGAUCGUGCGCUCGCGGGGAGAGGCGUCGGAAUCUCUCGGACCAGCUAGGGGGAGGCGAUCUUGGCCAGCAGAUCGUUGGUGACGAUAAUGUUGGUGCUCUUGACGUGCUUGUGCACAAAAGUCAAUGGAUUUGGAGCUGGAGUUUUGGGCAGACAUUUCGAUUCAGGGGAAGGAGGCUUUCACCACCCCGUUGAGGGAGUUGUCCAGGGAGUCCCAAGACAGGCCUAUAUGCAUUCAUGCCACGGACAACUUGCAGAGGCUAGCAAAAUCGGCGGGGAUCGUCCGGAAGAAAGGGAGCUUCGUGGGGAACUUCAUCGAGCUUCACCAGCGUCCACUCUGGAUGCAUGCUUUUGCAAGGGCAAGCAAGUAUAUAUUUGCUACGAGAAUGAGGAGAGUGUGAAUCUCCGGGAGGUGCUGCACAGCUCUGUGUUGUCAAGCUGGAUAUCAUAGCUCUAGGUUGUGUGCUAGGCCUCAACUAUCUCCAUGACCACAAGGUGGCUACAUGGAAGCAGUCAUAUAUUUAGUUAAAGUUUAAAAAAUUAAUACAUUAUUCUGAAAUAGUUUAAGUUUUU
Messenger RNA from Selaginella moellendorffii, 2641 nucleotides. Its product is annotated as protein kri1. Gene Ontology annotation, cellular component: 90S preribosome; nucleolus. The record is from RefSeq and is a predicted model, not a curated record. The transcript has 2 exons. NCBI's taxonomy places the organism in Eukaryota, Viridiplantae, Streptophyta, Lycopodiopsida, Selaginellales, Selaginellaceae. Gene Ontology annotation, biological process: endonucleolytic cleavage in ITS1 to separate SSU-rRNA from 5.8S rRNA and LSU-rRNA from tricistronic rRNA transcript (SSU-rRNA, 5.8S rRNA, LSU-rRNA). Bases 10 to 2022 code for a protein of 670 amino acids.